AUGUCGCCGAAUUCCAACCUGGUUCUUCAAGCCGACCGUUCUCUGAUCGACCGCACGCGCCGGGACGAGCCCACGGGCGAGGUUCUGUCCCUGGUGGGGAAACUCGAGGGGACCCGAAUGGGGGACAAAGCCCAGAGGACCAAACCCCAAAUGCAGGAGGAGAGAAGAGCCAAGAGGAGGAAGCGGGAUGAGGACAGGCACGACAUCAACAAGAUGAAAGGUUACACCCUUCUGUCCGAGGGUAUCGAUGAGAUGGUUGGGAUCAUCUACAAACCCAAGACCAAGGAAACUCGGGAAACCUACGAGGUUCUGCUCAGCUUCAUCCAGGCAGCCCUGGGGGAUCAGCCCCGGGAUAUCCUGUGUGGGGCGGCUGACGAGGUUCUGGCCGUGCUGAAGAACGAGAAGCUGCGGGACAAGGAGCGGCGCAAGGAGGUGGAGCUGCUGCUGGGCCCGGCCGACGACACGCGCUACCACGUGCUGGUCAACCUGGGCAAGAAAAUCACCGACUACGGCGGGGACAAGGACAUCCAGAACAUGGGUCCUGAACGAUCUCAAAUCAUGGGAAUUUUGGGAAUAUUUGGGAUUUUCCAGCUGGUGGCAGCAGGGGAGCUGAUGAGCUCCAAGAAGAAGGACCUGCACCCGCGGGACAUCGACGCCUUCUGGCUGCAGCGUCAGCUCAGCCGCUUCUACGACGACGCCAUCGUCUCCCAGAAAAAGGCGGAUGAGGUCCUGGAGAUCCUCAAGACCGCCAGCGACGACCGGGAAUGCGAAAACCAACUGGUGCUGCUGCUGGGCUUCAACACCUUCGACUUCAUCAAAGUCCUGCGGCAGCACCGGAUGAUGAUCCUGUACUGCACCUUGCUGGCCAGCGCGCAGAGCGAGGCGGAGAAGGAGCGGAUCAUGGGGAAGAUGGAGGCGGACCCCGAGCUCUCCAAGUUUCUCUACCAGCUCCACGAGACGGAGAAAGAGGAUCUGAUCCGGGAGGAACGCUCCCGGCGGGAACGCGUGCGCCAAUCCCGCAUGGACACCGACCUGGAAUCCAUGGAUCUAGACCAGGGAGGAGAGGCUCUGGCUCCCAGGCAGGUGCUGGAUUUGGAGGAUUUGGUGUUCUCCCAGGGCAGUCACUUCAUGGCCAACAAGCGCUGCCAGCUCCCGGACGGAUCAUUCCGGAGACAGCGCAAAGGCUACGAGGAGGUUCACGUUCCUGCCCUCAAACCCAAACCCUUCGGAGCUGACGAGCAGAAUCCCAGGAUUUUGGGGUGUUUUCAGGGCGCGGGGAAGACCAACGUGGCGCUGCUGUGCAUGCUGCGCGAGAUCGGCAAACACAUCAACAUGGACGGCACCAUCAACGUCGACGACCAAGAUCAUCUACAUCGCCCCCAUGAGAUCCCUGGUGCAGGAGAUGGUCGGCAGCUUCGGCAAGGUGGGGAGAUCCCUGUGCUGGUGUUCGUUCACUCCCGGAAGGAGACGGGGAAGACGGCGCGCGCCAUCCGGGACAUGUGUCUGGAGAAGGACACGCUGGGGCUGUUCCUGCGCGAGGGCUCCGCCUCCACCGAGGUCCUGAGAACUGAGGCUGAGCAGUGCAAGGACGAGAUCCACCUCCUCCACGACGACCGCGGGCCGGUGCUGGAGUCCCUGGUGGCCAGGGCCAUCAGGAACAUCGAGAUGACGCAGGAGGACGUGCGGCUGGUGGGGCUGAGCGCCACCCUGCCCAACUACGAGGACGUGGCCACCUUCCUCCGCGUGGACCCCGCCAAGGGCCUCUUCUACUUCGACAACAGUUUUCGACCGGUUCCUCUGGAGCAGACUUACGUGGGAAUCACGGAAAAAAAAGCCAUCAAACGUUUCCAGAUCAUGAACGAGAUUGUCUACGAGAAAAUCAUGGAGCACGCCGGGAAAAACCAG
Molecule: messenger RNA, 1905 nt
Organism: Parus major (Great Tit)
Lineage: Eukaryota; Metazoa; Chordata; Aves; Passeriformes; Paridae
Product: U5 small nuclear ribonucleoprotein 200 kDa helicase-like
Cellular component (GO): nucleus
Source: RefSeq, a predicted model, not a curated record